AGCCCGGCAACGAUUUAGAAUUGGAAAGUUCAUUUAAUCAUUUACGGUUCAUUUUAACAAAUUAUCAGAAUCGGGAAGAAUUAUCAUGAGUUUUAGUGAUGUAUAUCAAUGUGGUGUUUGUCUGAAACAUGAGUCAGUCGGUCUAGUAAGCCUAACAGGACAAGAAAGAGUUCUAGCACUUAAAUUACUAGAAAGCGAUAAAAGAUAUGUAAGUUUACAUGCAACUAAUAUUCAUGGUAUGUGAAGUGCGCGAAUUUUUUAUUUUUAUUUUUUCAAUUUUGGUGUAAUACGAAAGUGUUUGUGUUUGGAUUCAGUUCUUGUGGUUUUAACUCAAGGUUUCAAGUGCGCUCAAAUAUUUUGGAUUUUAAACAUCUUCUACCAAGUAUUGUUGCUCACGGCGCCACUAGAAGCUUGCCAACAGUGUUACACAAAAAUAAAAUACCCUCAGUACUAUUUAUUAUACGGAAUAACCACCAUCGAGGAAUAUCCUUCAACCAUGCAUUACCCAGGCUUUCCACCGUUGCCUAGAGAACAACAAUACGAAGACGAACCGUUCAACCCUUCAACUUUGGACUAUGCGACAACUUUUCCACCUGUAACUGUUGAAGAGCAGUUCCAAAAGCCAUAUUACGAAUACCCCUAUCAGGCUCAACCCAUGUAUUCGAUUGCUCCUCAGCCUUUACCAGAAAUACCUCAGCCUUUGGAUCCUUGUUUAGAUAUAGAACCCUGUACGGAUGACUACAAUUGUAAAUGUGACAGCUGUCAAAAUAAGUAUGGAAGUCUGCCGAUACUGCUACAAGGUAUUGAACAAAAAAGCUUUGGAGUAAAAUCCGAACCGGAACCGUCCACAUCUAGUCACUCUCACACUCCCAGACGGAUCCUAACCUGCGAAUACUGCAAGAAGACGUUCACGCACAAGGGAGACUUCAAGAAGCAUCUGAGAAAGCACACCAAAGAGAAGCCGUUUCCGUGUCGCUACUGCAACAAGUGUUUCGGCAACACCUCAAACCUGCUCAGACAUCAAAAGCUGCACACGGGAGAGAAGCCUUUCGCGUGCGAACAUUGUGAUAAGAAAUUUAGCAGGAAAGAUAAAUUGGAUUGCCAUAGGAGAAGUAGGACUUGCCAGGAGGCCAGUACGUCUAGAAGUUAUCAAUAGCUGUAUCUUUUUUAGGAGAAUUUUAUAUUGUUUUUAUCGUACUUUUAUAUUAAGAAUGCAAUGACUUCGAAUAAUGAGAUGUCCAAUGACAUUUUUUAUUAAAUAUGUGUAAUCACCGUCCUUAAUAUAUAUAAUAAUUUAAAUAUUUUAAAUAUAUUUCUUUCUGGAAUUCGACAAGGUUUUUAAUAUGAUACUCUAUGGGUAUUUGUGGCCAUUACUGUGCAAUUUCAUAGUAAAACUAUUUCUCAAGAAAAACACUUUGAAGGCUUUGAAACACCAUGAAGUCGUAAUUUGUCUAGACUUGGUCUUUUGAAUCCUCAAAUUUUAGGUCCUGUAUAUCCGUGUACACUGAAUGAUACACAAAGAGAUGCAAAGAAAUUGCCUGCGCAUACAUAUUUUUCACUAGUAAAUUUACUAGGAAAUUAGAGAUAUAUGUGUCAUAGUGGCUCCAAAUAAAAGUGCUUUUUGGCAUAUUAUUCUGCUUUAAUAUAGUUAAUUUUUGGUCUAUUUUUUAGUCGGGAUGAUUGUGUAAAUAUCACAUAUAAUAAACCGUUCGGUCCAAACAGAAAAGCUUGAUAUUUCUCUCAGGCAGUCCCUUCUCAAUGACGUCUUCCAAGAUAAUAAAUCAAAAUAUCAAAAGUUCCAAAUUAAACAGUUAUCCCCUUAGUAAUAAUCACUUGCAUUCGUUAAUAAGUUCCUCUUAUGAUGAUAAGUUAGUGAUCUCAUUUUAUGGUAGUUCUGAGAUUAAAAAUAAAUUCUUUAUGUAUUUUAGUAAUAUGAUGCUUACGUACAUUUAAAAGAAUUAAUUUUUAUUAUAAAAUCGUUAAAAUAUUGUUAGUUAUUACGUACUGUAUGGCUGUUAUUUUCCGUAGGUCUGUUAUUAAAUUUUAGUUGAUUUUUAAAUGGAUAUUUUUAAAUAAUAUUUAUUUAUUUUAUACAUGUAUUUAUAAAUAAAGUUUUUACCAUUAAACAUUUAUCAUUUU
Diabrotica balteata is the source of this 2139-nucleotide messenger RNA. The record is from the annotation of a GenBank genome assembly. NCBI's taxonomy places the organism in Eukaryota, Metazoa, Arthropoda, Insecta, Coleoptera, Chrysomelidae.